AAAGUCUAAGAUUUAGGAGUUCAAGAAAUCAAGGAGUCGCUUCCUAUUUUUUGUACCAGAAUGGCUCCCUCGUAUUUCUUUGAACCGAGAAAUAUAAGCACAAAGUUGCAUUUGGAAGUGUUGCAUGAUGCAGUCGUAUUAUGUGUUUCUGCAAUUGGUUCUCCUGAUGCUUUUGUGCUGGCGGUAGAAAAGAUUGGACCGUUACUUGUCUAUCGAAUCGACUUCAAUGACCAUCACUCAUUUGAGAUCGAGGAUAUUCAUAUGAUAAGAAAGCGGCUUAGACAACUUGAGUACAAGUUCGGUUAUAAACCGAUUGUUGUAAUUACAGAAAAGGACUAUGAUCGAGACCCCGAGAUCCUGAAACAUUUGCAUCCUUUUCGAGUUCUCGUACUCUGUUCCGAAAUGCAGAUUUUACCUCGUAAGGGAUGCGACGAGGAUUGCUUCAGGUAGCUAUUGAAGGAGCUACUUGAAGUGUAAAUGCGUAUCAGAUGCGGAUUAAACUUCUGAUUUUAGACAGAGUAGUAAUUGCUCAUGCUAUGCAGUGACCAAAGUUGCUUUAAUGAACACUGAACCAGCAACAUAUUCAAAGAGUUUAGAUUGUCUUUGUUCUUGCA
Molecule: messenger RNA, 614 nt
Organism: Hibiscus syriacus
Lineage: Eukaryota; Viridiplantae; Streptophyta; Magnoliopsida; Malvales; Malvaceae
Product: probable tetraacyldisaccharide 4'-kinase, mitochondrial
Exons: 4
Coding region: 61-450 (129 amino acids)
Biological process (GO): lipid A biosynthetic process
Molecular function (GO): lipid-A 4'-kinase activity; ATP binding
Source: RefSeq, a predicted model, not a curated record